AUAUUAAAUAAAUUAAAAAUAAAAAAAUGUCAUUAGAAAAAUAACCUUAAUAAACAUUUGCAUAUGAUGUUCUUGGAACUAAUUAUCCAUACAUUAAUGUAAAGUAAGAUAGUUAAAGUUAAUUAUUGGCCGACUUCCGUAGAUCAAUAUCUUCCAUAAAUCCAUUUGCAUUGAGAUAAGUACCUUCUGAGGACAGACAUGCUUUCGGAUAUAGAUGGGGUAACUAAUUUUUCACACCAAAUCCAUAUCCAAAUAACAUACAUUUUGACAGAUUAUUCCCCACUCAUUAUGAUCCUUUAUCAGAAUCAGCAAAAUCAAACGACUCUUUAUAACUAAUGAAAUCUGCCCCAAAUACUUAUUCUAAAUUAGUAUUUUCAUCCGAUAAAUUCCCCAGACCAUGCAUUAGAACAAUUUAAUAUUAUCAAAGAUGUAAAAUGGUAAAUGAUAAAACUAAAUGUGAAUAAGAAAAAAAUGAUAUUUUGAGUAUUUGCCCUAAUUGGGCACUUGAUUCUAUGAAAGAAAAAAAAAGAUAAUAAUUAAAAAAACAUGCUAUUGAUAGAUAAGUCUAUGAAAAUGCGAUGAAAGUAGAAGAUUAUAAUUAAGGAAAAUCUGUUUCUUAGAUUUCUAAUAAAACAUGGAAAAAUGGUACUAGACAUUAUUUAAGACCUGAUACUAUGUGGCCCGAUGAUAGAUAUUCUGAAAUCACUCAAUAAGAGGUUAAUGAAGCUAAACAAAGAAUGGCUGAAAGAACAAGAAGAUAAGAAGGUAAAGCUGAAAAAAAAUAAGCUUCAGCAGGACCUUAACCCAAUAACGACAAUAUUGGAGAAUAACCUGUUAAAUUGCCUAAAUCUUUAUAUCCUUGAGAAGAGGCUUUUUUAUUUAUUUGUUUUUUUUUUUUUUUGCAUUAUUUUUUUUUUAAAAAAAAGUUAUUAUUA
Molecule: messenger RNA, 935 nt
Organism: Ichthyophthirius multifiliis
Lineage: Eukaryota; Ciliophora; Oligohymenophorea; Hymenostomatida
Exons: 4
Source: RefSeq, a predicted model, not a curated record